AGAGCGACAAGGAGAUUAGGGUUUAGAUGGAGGGCAGAGCCUGCUUGAAAUUCCCCUUUGCCACUAUUGUCAGUGGACUGACUCGUCGCAAGCGCUGGAGUGGAGUUGCUACGCACUGCAGCAGGACGGCAAUCUCCCUGACUGACCACCAUGCCUGCCCCGAUGAUGGCCAAGAAGGCGCCCGGUGUCGCCGCCAAGGGCAAGAAGAAGGCCCAGACCUUCACCAUCGACUGCGGCAAGCCCGUCGAGGACAAGAUCAUGGAUAUUGCCUCCUUCGAGAAGUUUCUCAACGACCGCAUCAAGGUGGACGGUAAGGCCGGAGUGCUCGGCAACGCCAUCUCCAUCUCUCGCGAGAAGAACAAGAUUAGCGUCACUUCUGAGAGCUCUUUCUCCAAGAGAUACUUAAAGUACUUAACAAAGAAGCACCUGAAGAAGCAUAACGUGAGAGAUUGGCUUCGCGUGAUAGCGUCCAACAAGGACAGAAAUGUGUAUGAAUUGCGGUACUUCAACAUCGCGGACCAGGAUGCCGAGGAGGAGGAGUGAGGCCCAAUUUUUCGAGUCCUUCGAUAUCAAGAGUGCGACACUGAGUUUCUGUGGCCAUUUCUUUUACGUUAUCCACAAGGAUCCUUGACUUCGAGUUUAUUUUUUCAGCUGUGCGGAAUUCAGCUAAAAUGAAGGAUUAUAUACUUGAAAAUGGAUUUAACCGUUGUUUGCAAAAAUAUUUCACUUCACGAUGAUUCUUAAAAUACAUACUGUAUGAACCUAUUUGAUUACAACGAUUAGCUGUACCUCAACAGUUGAGUUUUUUUCUCUGGGUAAUAUGUCCUUCGAACAAAUGUUGUGCACCAUUUUCUGUCUGAAGUGUCACUCUGUUGGUUAAAUCUGGUUCCUUUUAGUAAGCUCAGUUGUGUAUCACAGUUCGCCCUCACACACAAUCCUCGCGACUGGGUGCAGUGUCGGGUGCUUGUAAUUGCAGUAUUGCACAAGUGAAAUGUAAAGGAUAUAAUACCAUCUACUUAUUGUGUU
Molecule: messenger RNA, 1026 nt
Organism: Physcomitrium patens
Lineage: Eukaryota; Viridiplantae; Streptophyta; Bryopsida; Funariales; Funariaceae
Product: large ribosomal subunit protein eL22y
Biological process (GO): cytoplasmic translation
Cellular component (GO): ribosome
Molecular function (GO): RNA binding; structural constituent of ribosome
Source: RefSeq, a predicted model, not a curated record